This is a messenger RNA of Myotis davidii, 928 nucleotides long. It is a transcript of the gene NLRP6, whose product is annotated as NLR family, pyrin domain containing 6. NCBI's taxonomy places the organism in Eukaryota, Metazoa, Chordata, Mammalia, Chiroptera, Vespertilionidae. Gene Ontology annotation, biological process: acute inflammatory response; response to bacterium; regulation of inflammatory response. The record is from RefSeq and is a predicted model, not a curated record. Gene Ontology annotation, cellular component: cytoplasm; canonical inflammasome complex. Gene Ontology annotation, molecular function: peptide binding; vasopressin receptor activity; protein binding. The transcript is spliced from 3 exons. Bases 525 to 866 code for a protein of 113 amino acids.
CGCCACGCCCCUUUGCCCUGGGCCUCUUCCCUCAACCCAGUCCCCUGCUCGCUGCCUCCCCACAAGGCCGGCCCAGACUCCCCAGCUGCCGAGACCCCUGGGGCCCCAGAUGUGCCCCAAUGACCGCCACAUGCCGUGCCCUCUGUCCGUGGCCGCCUCCUUCGCCAGACCCCCCGCUGCUGCAGGGCAAGGCUGUGUCGUUGCCCCUGGCCCAGGCGCUCAGCGUCCAUUCGGGGACGAAUGUGUGGACGUUGACAGGGGCUGGGGACACCCUCGCAGGCGCCAGGCCAGGCACACACUGGGGAUGCGGGGACAUGGCCCCCGGGUCGGCUUCGGUGGGGAGGUGCCUGGGGCCAUGAGAGGCCGCACUUGGGUUUGGGGUGAGGACAGAGGUGGCUGUGACACCUGAGGGGCACAGGGAAGAGGGAGGAGGGACUGCAGCCAGGUGGCUCCCCUCUCCCCACAGCUCCCAGGCUGCUGCGAAGAAACCCCAGGUGUCCUCGCUGCGCCCGCUCUGCGAGGCCAUGACCGACCAGCAGUGCGGCCUGACCAGCCUGACGCUGCAGCAGCCCGGCCUCCUGGAGGCGCUCCAGUACCUGGUGGGCCUGCUACAGCACAGCCCCGCCCUGACCACCCUGGAUCUCAGUGGCUGCCAGCUGUCGGGACCCGUGGUGACCGGCCUGUGCGUGGCCCUGCAGCAGCCGGGAUGCCGCCUGCAGACCCUCAGCCUGGGCUCCGUGGAGCUGAGCGAGCAGUCCCUGGAGGAGCUGCAGGCGGUGAGGACAGCAAAGCCAGGCCUGGUCAUCACACACGCGGCGCUGGACAGCCCCCCUGCGUCUCCCCAGGAGCUCAGCACGGCCUUGUAGACCCCGCGGGCAGGGCAGCCAGGAGGACGCCCCUCAGCCGAGGAGUAGCUCUCCCAUCCGAG